AUGUCGGAUACAGUUGAAAUUCAUUGUGGCGUCCCACAGGGGUCAAACCUAGGUCCUUUAUUAUUCAACUUAUAUAUUAAUGACCUUCCAAACUGUCUACAGACAACCAAGGCUUCCAUGUUUGCGGAUGACACCAACCUUCCUUGUAAGGAGCAAUCAUCUGCAGACAUUGAAUGCAAAUUAAACCGCGACUUAGACAAUAUUCAGAAAUGGCUAAUAAGUAAUAAGUUAACAUUAAACCUUACGAAAACUAAGUAUAUGCUUAUUGGAUCACAACAAAGGUUAGAUAAAAUCCUCGAAACUCCAAAUAUACUAUAUGGCGAACAUCAGAUAAAUAGGGUAAGGGAAAAAGUGUUCUUGGACUCAUAA
Messenger RNA from Paramuricea clavata, 369 nucleotides. The record is from the annotation of a GenBank genome assembly. NCBI's taxonomy places the organism in Eukaryota, Metazoa, Cnidaria, Anthozoa, Malacalcyonacea, Plexauridae.